This is a messenger RNA of Wyeomyia smithii (pitcher-plant mosquito), 1467 nucleotides long. RefSeq lists its product as uncharacterized. The transcript is spliced from 7 exons. The record is from RefSeq and is a predicted model, not a curated record. Lineage: Eukaryota; Metazoa; Arthropoda; Insecta; Diptera; Culicidae. The coding region runs from base 1 to 1467 and encodes 488 amino acids.
AUGGCGAAUGUUGCCGAUAGUUUGUUGGAAGAUUUGGCGUUUUCCACGGAUUCUUUGGAAGUGUUACAACAGUGUGGAAUUCAGCUGUAUGAGCUGCUUACGUAUUCGUUGGAAGAUUUCAAGAACAGCUUACAGCAAAGCUCCGUUGAAUGGAAUUACGGAAAGAUUUUCGGACACAUCGAUGACUGGAGAAAGCGCAAUAAAUCUCAAAUUCUACAAGCUCUAAGUGCAGGAAAGGAAACUGACUCAACAGCUAACAAUAAUCGCAAUUGCGAGGAAGUGUCACAGGGAAGCGAGUACCUGAGUGAAGAACGGCUAUUAUCAAUAACGGAUGGUGAGAUUAUUCCGAAAAAUCACGCUUGUGAUAGUGGAGACUUUUUGAGCAACACGGAAGUAGCGACCGCCGAAUUUACAACAAAGAAAAACUACGCACAUCAGAUCUUGAGAGCUAUUCCUUGUCUGUUACCAGCUUGUUCAAGUUUGAACGGAAGGAAAAUUAUUUCGGCUGUAGAGGAGGUCACACGUAACCACGGUGGAAAAGUCGCCAAUAAGAUUGGUAACCUCAAACAGAAGAAACGUAAGAGUGAAGUUCAAGAGAGGGAACACUUAAAACUGUCCGGAGUAGUUCCUACUAUUGAUAAUUCACCCCUUGAUCCGGAAACCACCGAAGCGGUUAACUGGUUGGCUCUGAACCAAGAACCGUGGUCCAUUGUACUCGACAAGUGGACGUUAAGUUUCCUUGGGAGACUACCGUUGCUUAAAAGUGAAAAGUUGCUUUUCAAAUUGUUCUCUAUUUGGCCACACUAUAAAAGCAGUCAUGGUUAUCAGCUAGUGGAUAUCGAUUACAAGCUACUUAAUGUUAGAUCCUUGAAUGAGAUACAAAAAUUGAAUUCAAUAACGGCCGCUAUAACUACUUUUAUAGCCAAAAAAGCGAUUGAUCCUUCAGCUGUAAAAUUGUUAAAGUAUUUAACUGAUUGUAGCGUAAACCAAGAUACCAGGCUCUGUGCACUUCUGCUUGCAUUAAACACAGUUCUUCCACCAAUCAUUGUUAGCUCCAAGUUUAAGCCAAAGAUUUGUACAGCUCAAGAAGAUACGAUCAUAUUUGUGAGUUCACAUGAGCAGCUCAUCCCACAACUACAAUCCGUGUACGCGUCUUAUGUGAACAGGAAACUGCCAAUUUCCCCAAAGUUUGUUGCUGUGGGAGUGGAUUUGGAAACUUUGACGGGGCGAUUCUUCGUAUAUCAUCCAGGUUUUUGUUUCGAGCUAUCAUCCGCUGCAAGAGCAAUCGACGUAUUGAUUAAAACGACCCACUUGUUUGGCUUAUCGUACCCAAAGCUGUCUAAGCUGGUUUGGCAGUUCAUAGGUUGCUUCGUCUACGGAAUUGACCAUCAAGAAUCAUAUGCCAGUGUGAAUCGACUAUCAACAUUUUUGAAGCAAAUCGAAAACACCUCGGUGAACCAUGUUUAG